AUUUCCAUACUUUCUCUCUUGGUUUAAUUCUCUUUCCCAUUACGUCUUUCUCUCUCUGUUUCUAUUCCCGAGGCUCAAUUUUAUUUGGCUCACCCAGAUUCCCGGAAACGAUGAAGAAAUCCGGACUUCUCGCUGCCACAGUAGCUGCCGCCUCUGCCUCCGCCAUCUCUGCUUCUUCCUCUUCCAAUUCCAACUCUCAACGUUCUCAAGCGGAGAACGCGAGAGAUCAAGAAAAUUCCUCUGCUUUGAAGGAUAAAUUUGCGCCAAGGUUUGAUGGAUUGAGGUUUAUUGAAACUCUGGUCACCGCUCACAGAUAAUAUAUGCUUUGAACUGCUUCUUGGCCUCAAAGGAAUGAAGAAGAAUCACUAAUUUCUCCUAUCUUUUCUCGUUAUUUUUACAUAAUUGGUGGAACUUUUUACUUCUUUUUUUUUCCUAAUUUGUGGAAUUUUAUCUUUAGCUGGAUAAGUAAGAAGUGAAAAGAGAGAAACUUGUACUUUGCGAGAUUUAACGCAAAAGUUAAUUAUUCUAUAGUGUGUUCUUAUUCCUCUGUUAAUACCAUGUGUUUUUUCCCUGAUCUUUACUAUGCAAAAAUCAUGUGUUUCUUA
Tripterygium wilfordii is the source of this 605-nucleotide messenger RNA. RefSeq lists its product as uncharacterized. The coding region runs from base 111 to 317 and encodes 68 amino acids. NCBI's taxonomy places the organism in Eukaryota, Viridiplantae, Streptophyta, Magnoliopsida, Celastrales, Celastraceae. The transcript is spliced from 2 exons. The record is from RefSeq and is a predicted model, not a curated record.